AGUCUCGUCCGCCCGCUCCGUGCUUUGCUUUACUGUCUCUGCAACCGGCCUUCCUGCCUCGGGGGUCGCCUUAUCUUGCAAAAUGGCUGACAGCCGGGACGACGCCUCGGACCAGCUGAAGCUGUGGCGGAGCCAGCGGGGCUCGCAGAAACCAGAUGUCUUGACCACCGGUGCUGGGAAUCCCAUAGGGGAUAAGCUUAAUAUUAUGACAGUAGGACCACGUGGACCUCUUCUGGUUCAAGAUGUUGUUUUCACUGAUGAGAUGGCUCAUUUUGACAGAGAGAGGAUUCCUGAAAGAGUUGUGCAUGCAAAAGGGGCAGGAGCCUUUGGCUAUUUUGAAGUCACCCAUGAUAUUACCAGGUAUUGUAAGGCAAAAGUGUUUGAACACAUUGGAAAACGAACUCCCAUUGCUAUACGGUUCUCCACUGUUGCUGGAGAAUCUGGGUCAGCUGAUACUGUCCGUGACCCUCGAGGCUUUGCAAUGAAAUUCUACACAGAAGAGGGUAACUGGGAUCUUGUGGGAAACAACACUCCAAUCUUCUUCAUUCGGGAUGCAAUGCUGUUUCCAUCCUUCAUCCAUAGCCAAAAGAGGAACCCUCAGACUCACCUGAAGGAUCCAGACAUGGUGUGGGACUUCUGGAGUCUUCGCCCUGAGUCUUUGCACCAAGUGUCUUUCUUGUUCAGCGAUCGUGGUAUUCCUGAUGGCUAUCGCCAUAUGAAUGGAUAUGGAUCCCAUACUUUUAAACUGGUUAAUGCUGAUGGAAAAGCAGUUUACUGCAAAUUUCAUGCCAAGACUGACCAGGGUAUCAAAAAUCUUCCUGUGGAAGAAGCAGGAAGAUUGGCUUCUACUGAUCCUGAUUACGCCAUACGUGAUCUCUACAAUGCCAUUGCCAAGGGAAACUACCCAACAUGGUCAUUCUACAUUCAAGUGAUGACAUUUGAAGAAGCAGAGAGGUUUCCAUUUAAUCCUUUUGAUUUAACCAAGAUUUGGCCACAUGGUGACUACCCACUUAUCCCUGUGGGAAAGCUUGUCUUGAACAGGAAUCCUGUCAAUUACUUUGCAGAGGUAGAACAGAUGGCGUAUGAUCCAAGCAACAUGCCGCCUGGGAUUGAGCCCAGCCCUGAUAAAAUGCUGCAGGGUCGUCUCUUCUCAUACCCUGACACUCACAGACACCGCCUGGGACCUAACUACCUACAAAUCCCUGUCAACUGCCCCUACAGAGCUCGGGUGGCCAAUUACCAGAGGGAUGGCCCAAUGUGUGUUUCUGACAACCAAGGUGGUGCUCCAAACUAUUACCCAAAUAGUUUUACUGGUCCAGAAGAUCAGCCCAUGCUGAAGGAGAGCCGUGCCUGCGUUUCAGGAGACGUGCAGCGCUUCAAUAGCGCAAACGAAGAUAAUGUGACUCAGGUGCGAGAAUUCUACACCAAAGUGCUGAAGGAGGAUGAACGCCAGAGGCUGUGUAAAAACAUUGCUGAUCACCUUAAAGAUGCACAGCUCUUCAUUCAGAAGAGAGCUGUGAAAAACUUCACUGACGUUCAUCCUGACUAUGGUGCCCGGAUUCAGGCUUUGCUGGACAAAUACAAUGCUGAAAGUGGAAGAAAGGAUGUAAUCAGGACAUACAGACAGUCCACAUCUCGUAUGUCUGCCAAAGAUCGAUCCAACUUGUAACCCAACUUGCUGCAGAGAUUUGCUCUGUCCGUUUUCCGUCCUCCCAGCUGCAGGAGCACCUGUUGAAGACCUUCCUGAAUGUAGCAGAAUUCCAUGCAAAUGCAGAAGUGCUUUGCAGGCUUGGUUCACUUAAAACUUCUGAAGUGCCUGCAUCAGUAUUGGAAUCUUGGUAAUGCAAACUAACGAUCCUAGUGCCUCUCAACACCAGUGCUUUACUGCUUGUUAACAACAUGUGGUGUUUGUUAAGGAAAUUCAUGAUGAAACAUUGUCUUCAUGUCUAGAAGCAAACACAGGUUUAAAUCAAACUGCCUUUACUUUUUUUUUUCUUCAAUUGUAAACUUCUCUGGCUAAAUCACACAACAGAACUUAAUGAUACUGUGAUCAUCCUUACAGCUAAACUCGCUCAUAGUUGCUCAGUCUUUCAAUAAAACAAUUCUCUGUAUGCAUUUCUAGACAGCUCUUUUGAAUUGCACUUUUGUCCUUCCAGAAUUGACAUGAUAGCUAAUGAUUAAAAUGAUAGCAGAUGGGGUAAAAAUGUUAGUUUCCUCUCAUUCCUUGGUUUUUCUCGUGUGCCUGCUGACACUGCCUCAGACUGGAAAAAAGCUUGACUGAUGGUACAAAGGAUUUCAGGGCCCAGCUGCUACCUCGUAGCUGGAGCAGAUGUUACACAAAUUUCAAGUCUCAUCAGGUUUUCAACUGUCCUGGGUCUGCCUUGAGUUGUAUUUUGGAGUACUUCUGGUUUGGCUUUGGAUUGUAAAUUUGCAUUCCAGGGAGUGAUGGCAGAUGAGAUACAUAAGAGUAGACACUAAGAGCUGUUCCACGAAACUGUAGAAAGCUCCUUUUCUAGCUCACUUACCUAUUAGCCUGUGGGGCACAAUUAACUGUGACAAGCUGCAGUAAACCAAUAUGAACUGGCAGCCUGCUUUGUUCUGGGAUUCAGGUGGAUUUGUGCCUGAUCAGGCAUGUGUGAGUGGAAACAGAUCCAUGAGUGGGUGGGAAUAUUUCUUGGUGAAACACAGAAUGGGAAAGAAUUACAUAAGGCUUAAUCUUUAAUUUCAGUUGUCUGCUAAAUGUUGUCUUUCAUUUCUGAAAUAAAACUGAGUUUAACAACCU
Messenger RNA from Dryobates pubescens (Downy woodpecker), 2782 nucleotides. It is a transcript of the gene CAT, whose product is annotated as catalase. The transcript has 13 exons. NCBI's taxonomy places the organism in Eukaryota, Metazoa, Chordata, Aves, Piciformes, Picidae. Bases 83 to 1669 code for a protein of 528 amino acids. The record is from RefSeq and is a predicted model, not a curated record. Gene Ontology annotation, molecular function: heme binding; catalase activity. Gene Ontology annotation, cellular component: cytoplasm; peroxisome; mitochondrion. Gene Ontology annotation, biological process: response to hydrogen peroxide; hydrogen peroxide catabolic process.